CUAGUUUCGGAGUGGCAACUCUAUGUGUUCGCGUCGCUUGUAUGCUGCAUUUCACCGCACUAACCGCGCUGUCUUUUUGUGGCACUGCGGUGAACUCACAGCUGCACCUUUUAGGUCUUAAUACUAACAAGAUGCAUUACGUUUAGUGAGUAUAAAGAAGCGUCGACAGCCCGGUUAAAGAAACUGACACAGAAGCGUGUCACUAGCCGAGUGGCAUUGGGCAUCCGAGGUGUUGCAAGAAAAGUACUAUGGCUGUUGCUGUGGCUGUGAUCGGCAAAGAGAAUUCUCCACUUUUUGUAAAGACUGUGACACCGUGCAAUGAACCAAAAUUUCUAUAUACUAUACACACAUCAUUGGAUGUUGUCGAAGAAAAGAUAUCUCCUGGAAACAAGAGCUCUGGAGACGUUCGGGAGCUCUACUUGGGAUUGCUGUACCCCACAGAGGACUAUAAAGUUUAUGGAUAUGUGACAAACACUAAAACCAAGUUCAUUGUAAUUGUGGAAACCUCGCGUACAACUCUUCGUGACAAUGAAAUCCGGCAGAUGUUUCACAAACUUCAUGCUUCAUACUGCGAUGUUGUUUGCAAUCCCUUUUAUGUUCCUGGUGACCAGAUAGUGUCCAGGUCAUUUGACAGCACAGUCAAUGGAAUAAUGACUGGAGAGUGACUUGUCAAGAGGCUCACCUUUGUGGUAGAUGAAGAAAGAAUAAAGAUAUG
This is a messenger RNA of Dermacentor silvarum, 715 nucleotides long. Its product is annotated as trafficking protein particle complex subunit 2-like protein. The record is from RefSeq and is a predicted model, not a curated record. The transcript is spliced from 4 exons. NCBI's taxonomy places the organism in Eukaryota, Metazoa, Arthropoda, Arachnida, Ixodida, Ixodidae. Bases 249 to 665 code for a protein of 138 amino acids. Gene Ontology annotation, cellular component: nucleus; TRAPP complex; cytoplasm. Gene Ontology annotation, biological process: endoplasmic reticulum to Golgi vesicle-mediated transport.